AUUUAAAAGGUUUUAUCAGCUUGCUACAUUUUUGACAGUAUUGGUUUCCUCUUUUUACUUUUUGACAUCAUCAUCAUCGUUACUAUCGAUCGUCACCUUCAUUUAUGGCGAUGAUAAUGAGAUAGCCAGCCAGCAUUCUUCACGACACCCAGAAACCCAGUCCCAAAACUCAAAAAGUUAGCAAACAUAACCCAGUUUUGACAGAUCUAAUAUCAGAGUAAUGGACACUUCGUCGAGGUUCAACGACUUGAUCGGUCGGCGAUGGGCAAACAAGUUAAUAGGCGCAACUAGCUCGGUUUGAAUAUUCAUGCCGCGCCGCUGUAUCUUUCGGAUUCUUCGGCCCAAGAAGUGCUAUAAAAGCGGUGCGACCCCCAAAAGAUCCACACAGUCGAUGUGAAAGUGCGUGGGUGCAGAGAACUUGAGUGAAACCGAGGAUUGGACAUGAUUGGAUAUACGUUGCUGCUCCUGGGAUGUUUGGCGUUUGCGCAGGCGCAGACACUGAAUGACACAAGUGGCCUGGCUGUCCAGGAGCCUGGCCUGUGGCGCCAGGGAAGGCGGAGGAGCGUCUUGGCGGACAGCUGCGUCACCAACAGCGGCACCACCGGCACCUGCCUCACCCGCUUCAAGUGCAUGCGGCAGUCGGGCACCGUCAACGGGUACUGCGGCACCUACGGUGUUUGCUGUGAAACAAACCUACAAGUGGGAGCUUCUACGCGUCAGAAGCGAACUAUAAUCAAGAAUCCUACCACAAUAUCCAGCGAAUUGAAUACCUACACGAUCGAGGCCUUCAGCAGCAAUGUGCAGCAGUUGAGAAUAGAUUUUGAGCAGUUCGUGAUGCAGCAGCCCACCGAUACGGAUGGAGUUCUUGAGUGCCUGGACUAUUUCGAGGCGGGCGGCUUCAAGUUGUGUGGCGUGAACGAUGGCCAGCACCUGUACCUGCCCUUCAAUGCUGCCGCAGGCGUUGAUCAGGUGACCCUCACGUUUGCAGUGACCUCCACAGGAACCGCCCCCGUUUGGAGGCUGGUUGUGACCCAGCUGGAGGGCCCACCCGCGAAUAGCCGGCGGCGUACCAGCACUUCUGCCGGCUUGGGCACCUCCACCAAUUCUCUGCAGGAUCUGCGCGACAUCUUUGCCACACAUCACGCCGAUUAUGAGCUGCUGGCGCCGCCGGGAUGCCAACAGUACUACACGGAUUCAUCGGGCACCAUUCGCAGCUUCAACUUCCAGACUUCAGUGAUCAGCAACUAUAUGCCCGACUUGAGCUACAAUAUCUGCAUCAAGUCGGCGACCACCGCGAGUAUGAUUGAAUACUCCUUCAGCAAGUUCUCGAUGUCGGUGCAGUCGGAUACCAGCGAGGGCUACGACGAGUUCUGCCACGCCACUGUCCACACGUCCGGCAGGCAGGAGGACUACUUGAUGAUACCGCAGGGCAUUCUGGCCAAGAACAUGGCCUACCAGCCCACCUACUACUGCGGCACCAACGACAACCUGCUGGUGUACGCCUCGCCGCCCUAUUUGAUGCACUUCUCCAGCGAUGAGAUCACUUUGAAUCGGGACGUGGAGACGGGCUUCAGUAUGACGUACCGCCUGAGGAACUCGCUCCUUUAAAAGCAUGUACUUUGAAAUAAGUGGA
Molecule: messenger RNA, 1633 nt
Organism: Drosophila subpulchrella
Lineage: Eukaryota; Metazoa; Arthropoda; Insecta; Diptera; Drosophilidae
Exons: 6
Coding region: 442-1608 (388 amino acids)
Source: RefSeq, a predicted model, not a curated record